AUGCGGUCGUUAUUUUCAGUCCUUCAACGGACUGCUCCGGCAGCCUGGACUCUUCCAGUGCGUAGUGUGCGGACUAGCGCCCCUGCAUGGAAGGUGGACUCAAUCUGCACGAGAUGCCGGCUACAGCAGAAGCGCCAGUUCUCGAAGUCGCGGCAGCUCACUGAGAGUCUGCUGAAUGUCGACCACCCAGCAAAGCUUGUGCGGGUUAAUCAGAAGCAUGGCCCAGGCUUGAUCAUUCUUGCUCUGAUCCCUAUCAUUGCCUUUGGCCUGGGCACCUGGCAAGUUCAGCGUUUGGACCGGAAGACAAAGAUGAUUGCCAAGUUUGAGGACCGCCUAAUCAGGCCUCCGCUUCCGCUGCCGCCACGAAUUGACCCCGAUGCGAUCGCCGAGUUUGAUUACCGCCGUGUCUACGCUACUGGUCACUACCGUCACGACAAGGAGAUGCUGGUUGGACCUCGCAUGUACGAGGGCGAAGAUGGAUUCCUGGUUGUGACGCCUCUUGAACGUGGCGAUGGCCAAAGCACGGUGCUGGUUAACCGGGGCUGGAUCUCUCGAAAGUUGAUGGCCCAGAAGGACCGGCCGGACGGGCUGCCACAGGAAGAAAUCACCGUGGAAGGACUGCUACGAGAGCCGUGGAAGAAGAACAUGUUCACGCCGGAGAACAAGCCCGAGGAGGGCAAGUUCUACUUCCCAGAUAUUAAGCAGAUGGCUGAGCUGGCCGGCAGUCAGCCCGUGUGGAUUGAAGAAACUAUGGUGCCCGACCUGAUCGAGUCGUAUGAUCGUAUCGCAAAGGGACGGCCUCUUGGCCGUGCCGCGGAAGUCAACUUGAGAAACAAUCACGCCCAAUACAUCUUCACCUGGUACGGCUUGUCCCUAGCCACGUCCAUCAUGCUGUGGAUGGUGGUGCGCAAGAAGCCCAAUGAUGCCCUGCGUCGAGUGCGCCAGAACCGCAACUGGUCAUAG
Molecule: messenger RNA, 963 nt
Organism: Penicillium daleae
Lineage: Eukaryota; Fungi; Ascomycota; Eurotiomycetes; Eurotiales; Aspergillaceae
Product: cytochrome oxidase assembly protein SHY1
Exons: 4
Coding region: 1-963 (320 amino acids)
Biological process (GO): mitochondrial respiratory chain complex IV assembly
Cellular component (GO): membrane; mitochondrion
Source: RefSeq, a predicted model, not a curated record